AUGUUCUCCUUCUUGACCUCCAGUAAGAAGACCGUCGUUCGCAACCGCGAGCUCGGUCCCGGCGGAGUCCACCUCAAGGACUACGGCAUCCCCGGCCGUACCAACCUAGUCGAGGCCCUUUCCGAUAUGGAGGAAGAGGAAGAUCGAGUUUCUGAUCACCUUGAUGACAACGAUGUCUGGGUCAACCUGGAUGUCCAGAAGGACACCAUCAUGGCCGCCCUUCAGCCCAAGUCUAACGUCCAACUCAAGUCCGGCGUCACUGUCAAGGCUACUGACGAAAUGGUCAAUGAGCUUCAAGCUUGCAUCAUUGAGGACUACUUCACUGAGGAAGCAAUCCAGCGUCGAGCGGCCGGUCUCAAGGACUCGGUCCACAACUGGUUGGAGGGUGUUGACGACUCGGAUGUUGCCAACGAGUCCAACGACUCAUCUGAGGAUGAGCACUCUGUCUCUUCAAAGCAGUCCAUUGGCGCGGAGGCCAACGUCUACCAACUCCCCAAGUCUGAGUCCUUCCUCAAGACCAAGUUCAACGGUCCCGUCUACGACAAUGAGAAGCGACUGACUGCUUUCAACGACCGCAUCCUUUCCUCCGCUGUCUACUGGGGAAAGGUCGACGAUGAAUCUGACGACGAGAUGCCCGCUUUCUUCAAGCCUAGCAACUAA
Fusarium musae is the source of this 660-nucleotide messenger RNA. RefSeq lists its product as uncharacterized. The transcript has a single exon. The coding region runs from base 1 to 660 and encodes 219 amino acids. NCBI's taxonomy places the organism in Eukaryota, Fungi, Ascomycota, Sordariomycetes, Hypocreales, Nectriaceae. The record is from RefSeq and is a predicted model, not a curated record.